This is a messenger RNA of Colletotrichum scovillei, 3118 nucleotides long. Its product is annotated as major facilitator superfamily transporter. Gene Ontology annotation, molecular function: transmembrane transporter activity. The transcript has 2 exons. Bases 1316 to 2857 code for a protein of 513 amino acids. NCBI's taxonomy places the organism in Eukaryota, Fungi, Ascomycota, Sordariomycetes, Glomerellales, Glomerellaceae. The record is from RefSeq and is a predicted model, not a curated record. Gene Ontology annotation, biological process: transmembrane transport.
CUUUCUUUGACACCACCACAAUGACACAUUGGAGACGCCUUACCUUACUCUCAGCCCAUCUAUCAAACCUGGUCCAAGGUCUCUCGUUCAUAUGGCGCUGAUAGGCACCUCGGCCACACGUCAGAUGGAACGCACACGAGAAAGACGACUCCUUCCUGAGUUUCCAUUGCUACCUUACCCGCUCUGACCGUGCCUUCCCCUCCACUGCUAGAGCGGUCAACUGGGGCAGCUCCUUCCUGCCUGUGCCUUUUUGCCAGUAAUCUCCUGCCUCCUGACAUCAAAGGUGCCGUGGCGCGUGUGAGGUGCCUUCCCCCAAAUUCUCACCUGCUGCGUACCCCGUACCCGUCCCGUCCCAUUCGGGCGUUGGCGCCACCUUCCUUAGCUCUGCACAUCUUCUCCCUGAGUCCCUCCUUCCAUCGUCUCACACCUCACACACCCAUCAUCCGUGGACGCGCUUUCCCGUUUGCCAUCCACGCCCCCGGCUGCCGGCUUCUUUCCUUCGCACCUAAGGUAUCCGUCCAUCUGCACCUGCCCUGCGUCUGAACAUUGAGCCUUCAAAGGUACUCGAUUAUUAAGGUAUUUUUAUAUGCAAAAAGAAACACUCGACACUGUUUGCUCUUGCCAUCUUCCAAUCUUGUCCUGUCUUCCCGUAUCACGGUUUCGUCAGCGGCGAUAAACAAAUUGGCGUAUCCGGUACUUUACCUUACUUCGCUACUAUCUUUCUUCUCUUUCCCCUCCAUCAACACCCUUCCUCCAUCUUCAUCAUCUCCAAGUCAACAAAUCAACCCUGGCUACCCUAGCACGCCUAGCUACGGAUACCACCUCCAUCAUCCUCACACCCUCCACCCGACUUCCUCCCAGUCUCCGCUCCCCCUUGUCAUCUUUUUCGCACCCGCCACGCCUCACCCUGGCACGUCGGGACCGCGACCUUGACCAAAGCUCCACCCACGAUCAUCGCCCAGUGCAACUGCAACCUGCAGCCCGAUAAACCGUCCCAUAAAGAAGCUGCACACCUCCCCCGGGACCCUUCUUCUAGCCUUUGCUCGCCCGUCUCAUUCUUUCAGUCCAGUCUUUCCAGACCACAACUCAUCGAACCGAGCCUUGCGCCUGCGCUACUUUGGGCCACCAUCACCCAUCGUCUGGCACGAUUGAGUUUCCAGUCUGCGACACUUUGAGAGAGAGAGAAGCACCAAGCGGCAGCCACACACCACCGGCCCCAAUCCCUCCCGUCCCGCCAAGGCGCAACGCCGCUCCGUCAACCUCAACGUCUAUCCUCUGAACCUCUCCACCUCGUCAACUCCACACCACCGCCAAGAUGUCUUCUGUCGACGAGAAACACGCUCCCGAGCCCGCGGCUGCGGCCGAUGUCGAGCCCGUCACCGCCGCCCCGACAACAACCGCUAUUGACGGCCCCGUUCCCCGCCCUGCCGGCUUCAUGUACCGUGGCUUCCGGAUUGGUGGCAAGGAGCUCUGGUACGCUUCACCCCGCAUCCAGCUCUUCAUGGUCUCCUUCGUCUGCUUCCUCUGCCCCGGAAUGUUCAAUGCUCUCGGUGGUCUCGGUGGCGGCGGUCAGGUUUCCACAAAGGCCUCCAACGAUGCCAACACGGCCUUGUACUCUACCUUUGCCGUCGCCGCCUUCUUCGCCGGUACCUUUGCCAACCGUCUCGGUCUCCGUCUGACUCUCAGCUUGGGCGGCUUGGGCUACUGCAUCUACGCCGCCUCGUUCCUGUCCUACUCUCACAACCAGAACGAAGGCUUCGUCAUUUUCGCCGGUGCCUUCCUCGGCGUGUGCGCUGGUCUCUUGUGGACUGGCCAGGGUGCCAUCAUGAUGUCUUACCCCUCUGAGAAGGAAAAGGGACGCUACAUCUCUUGGUUCUGGAUGAUCUUCAACCUCGGCGCUGUCAUCGGUGCUCUUAUCCCCCUUGGUCAGAACAUCAACACCACCUCGCGAAGCACUGUUACUGACGGCACCUACGCCGCCUUCAUUGUUCUCAUGCUGCUCGGUGCCAUUCUUGCUCUCUUCAUGUGCGAUGUGCCCAAGAUCAUUCGUGAGGACGGCUCCAAGGUUAUCGUCAUGAAGAACCCUUCUUGGCAGUCUGAGUUCAAGGGCUUGUGGGAGACCCUGGCUCAAGACCCGUGGAUCAUCCUUCUGUUCCCCAUGUUCUUCACCUCCAACGUCUUCUACACCUACCAGACCAACGACAUGAACGCCCCUCACUUCAACACCCGCACUCGCUCGCUCAACAACCUGUUGUACUGGUCCUCCCAGAUUAUCGGUGCUCUCAUCUUUGGCUAUGCCCUUGACUUCCCCAAGGUCCGCCGUAGCGUGCGCGCAAAAGCUUCCUACAUUACGCUUUUCGUCUUGACCAUGGCCAUCUGGGGCGGUGGAUACGCAUGGCAGAAGAAGCAGGCUCCUCGCGGCGAGAUUGAGGGCAACUUGGACUACCCCACCAUUGACUGGACCGACGGCGGUGAGGCCUACAUUGGCCCCAUGUUCUUGUACAUGUUUUACGGAUUCUUCGAUGCCUGCUGGCAGACGAGCAUCUACUGGUACAUGGGUGCCCUUUCCAACUCUUCCCGCAAGGCUGCCAACCUGGCUGGUUUCUACAAGGGUAUUCAAUCCGCCGGCGCUGCCGUCUUCUGGCGUCUCGAUGGUGUCCAAACCGAGUACAACACCAUUUUCGGCGCUACCUGGGGUUGCCUUGCUGGUGCCCUCGUUAUCGGUGCGCCCAUCAUCUUCUUGAAGAUCAAGGACACUGUCACCGUCGAGGAGGAUCUCAAGUUCUCUGACGAGACCAUUGCGGACGUUGCUGCUCCGGGAACGGUUGACACUAAGUUGGAGAAGGAGGUCGCGUAAGCUGUUUUGCUGAAGCGAAACUGGGGCCGAUGCCUGCAUGAUAUCCACGGGAGUUGCGGGGGAUUUUACGCUGACGAGGGAUGAAGAUACCAUGAUGUGCUAUGCGCAUUGGAUGUUGUAAUGUUGGAUUAGGUCCGUUUAUAUGUAAUGACAAGGCUUUAUCAAGUCACACCAUCUUUCAAUAGCAAGCCGAUGAUCAUCUGCUGCAAGCUUUAUUGAUCUAUUUGUUUGGUCUAUCAUGAUGCAGCGUUCGCCUCAUAC